Solanum pennellii is the source of this 1773-nucleotide messenger RNA. Its product is annotated as 3-dehydrosphinganine reductase TSC10A-like. The coding region runs from base 539 to 1516 and encodes 325 amino acids. Gene Ontology annotation, cellular component: endoplasmic reticulum membrane. The transcript has 4 exons. Gene Ontology annotation, biological process: sphingolipid biosynthetic process. Gene Ontology annotation, molecular function: 3-dehydrosphinganine reductase activity. The record is from RefSeq and is a predicted model, not a curated record. Lineage: Eukaryota; Viridiplantae; Streptophyta; Magnoliopsida; Solanales; Solanaceae.
UAUUUCUUAGUUGAACAAUAUUCCCAGAAAUACAACGCGAACAGCAAUACGCAGCGACCCUGUACGCUUCUUCUUGUUGUUGUUCCAGACGCAAACCCAGAAAAAUCGACCCGUCAAUCAAUAGCAGCUCCAAACGGCGACACUCGUACAGCCAGCAGCCAAACCCGAUCUCGUCGCUGUCCCCUUUUUCCCCUUUUCAUAGAUUUCCCCUCUCUUUUUCCCCCUUUUGGCGGAGUCUCAGAGGAACAACAGCUCCCCAUUCCUUGUUACUGUUGCCUCGAGAAGGAACUAAUAGAUUGAAAAAUCCAACGGAUUUUACCGCUAAAUCAAUGAGGUUUUUGAGUUUGGUUAUGAGGCAAUAGUAGUUUUACACUUGAAAAUUUUCAAACGAUUCACUAAUCCUUGGUUCCGAGGAAAUCUCUGUUCGUAGCUAGUUUUGAACUUCUUGAUCUGCUGUUCCUGUUCGAAUUGCGUGGUAAAAGAAUUGCCUCUCACAAGGUCCAAAAGCAACCUAAGAUUUCUCUGCAACUAUUCGUCUAUGGCGGACUUGAGCAUUGCUUUUUUCUCUUUCCUCCUCCUUUUCUUCUCUCUAUCCCUCCUAUUUUUUCUCGCCUUCAUCGUCCGACCACGCCCCGUCAAAGUUCCAAUUAAAAAUCGCCAUGUAUUCAUCUCUGGUGGCUCAAGUGGUAUUGGGUUAGCUCUAGCUCAACAGGCUGCUUCAGAAGGUGCAAAAGUUUCAAUACUUGCUCGUAACACUGGUAGACUCGAAGAGGCGAAGGAGUCAAUUCGGCUUUCUACUGGCCGUGAUGUGGCCAUUUUCAGCGCUGAUGUGAGAGAUUACAAGGCUGUCAAGAAGGCUGUAGAAGAGGCAGGACCAAUCGAUGUGUUGGUGUGCAAUCAGGGAGUUUUUGUACCUCAGGAAUUGGAGACCCAAGAUAUUGAGGAAAUCAAGUUCAUGAUUGAUGUCAACUUGACUGGGACUUUUCAUUUGAUUAAAGCUGCUUUGCCUGGAAUGAAGAGCAGGUCUAACCGUGGACCUGGGUCCAUUGCUAUCAUGUCUUCACAAGCUGGCCAGGUUGGGAUAUAUGGUUAUACAGCUUAUUCGGCCAGUAAGUUCGGCCUCAGAGGACUGGCAGAAGCACUGCAGCAGGAAGUAAUUGGUGAAAAUAUUCACGUAUCACUAAUAUUCCCCCCGGACACUGAAACUCCUGGAUUUGCUGAAGAGAACAAGAGGAGGCCAAAGUUGACUAGUAUAUUAGCAGCUUCUUCUGGUUCCAUGAAAGCUGAUGAAGUUGCAAAAAAAGCUUUGAAUGGCCUUAAAUCAGGAAACUUCAUUGUCCCCUGCAACUUUGAGGGAUUCUUUCUUUCCCUAGCAACCUCUGGUCUAUCUCCUCAGAGAUCAUUCCUGAUGGCAUUUAUCGAAGUGAUAGCUGCUGGAAUUUUACGUGUUGUUGGUCUAUGUUUCCAGUGGAAUUGGUAUGGUAGUAUCGAGAAAUUCCUUGAAGAAAGGAAAUAGAGAAUAACUACUAAACAGAUUCUAACAAAUAAUUCUAUCAAGAAUUGAUAGUUUGAUCGAACAAACGCAUUUCAACCUGAUAGUUAUUACAGAAACCGAACUUUUUCAUAAUGUCUUUGUGUACCCCUAGGCUGUCCAAUUUUCAUCUACUUCUGUGCAAGUGAACUAAAGAAACAGUUUUGGUUCCUCUUUGAUUUUAUGCAUCCAAGUGUUUCAUUGAUACUUUGUCCACUAAUUGAGAAGUUUUUUUCUAUCUA